AAUCUUCAGAAUCUGCCAAUAGUUGAUGUUGUAGUUGACCCCUAUUUGACCUGUAACCUUCGACCUCAUCAGCGCGAUGGUAUUCUCUUCCUGUACCAAUGCAUCAUGGGAUUUAAAGAUUAUUAUGGUUUUGGAGCUAUUCUAGCAGAUGAUAUGGGGCUGGGUAAAACUCUACAAUGUAUUACAUUAUUAUGGACGUUAUUAAAACAAGGUCCAUAUGGAGGUAAACCUGUUAUUAAAAAAGCUCUGGUUAUAACACCAGGUAGUUUAGUUAAGAACUGGUACGCUGAGUUUAAGAAAUGGCUAGGUAAAGAAAGGUUGAAUAUUUUUGCAGUUUCAGCAAACCAGAAAGUUCAGGAAUAUAAAUCGUCCAAUAUCUAUCCAGUAUUAAUCGUAUCCUACGAAAUGUUUGUACAAACGUAUGAUCUAAUCAAGGGAGAGAAUUUUGAUAUUGUAAUUUGUGACGAGGGACAUCGAUUAAAGAAUACUGCCAUUAAAACUACUUCUUUGAUUAUGAGUUUAGGAACAAGAAAGAGAAUUGUUUUAACUGGUACUCCUGUACAGAAUGAUUUACAGGAAUUUUUCUCUAUUGUUGAAUUCUGCAAUCCCAAUAUUCUAGGAACAAGUUCAGCGUUUCGUCGUGUGUAUGAAGAUCCUAUUGUAGCGUCUCGUCAGCCUGGAUCAAGUCGAGAAGUUGUAAAUCUAGGUGAAGAAAGAGGGGCGGAGUUAUCACGAUUAACUUCCAUGUUUAUUUUAAGAAGAACUCAAGAAAUUAACAACCAAUAUCUACCUCCUAAAGUUGAAUUGGUAUUAUUUUGUAAACCAAGUCAGUUUCAACUGGAGAUUUAUCAUCAGUUUUUAAAGAGUCGUUCAAUACGACAGUGUUUAUUAGGUUGUAUGGACGGAGCACCUCAUCUCAUCUGUAUUGCUGCAUUAAAACAACUCUGUAAUCAUCCACGUUUAGUUUAUGAUAAAGCUAUCCAGGCUGCCGGACCAACUGAUGGGGAAGAUCUCGUGGAGUCUGUAUAUUCUGGAUUGUCCCCCUUGUAUCCAUCAGAUUACGAUGAUCAACAACUGGUAGCUGAGCAUUCUGGGAAGUUAAUGGUAUUGUCGGCCAUAUUAACUGCGGUUCAUCAUCCUGCUAGUCGAGAAAAAAUAGUUCUAGUUUCAAAUCACACUAAGACGUUAAAUAUACUAGAGAAAUUUUGUCGUGGAGAAAAUUAUAAAUUCGUCCGACUUGAUGGUUCCACACCGACCAAUCAGAGACAAGAUAUUGUACAGAAAUUUAACAACAAAUACUCGCCAGAAAGUGUAUUUUUAUUGAGUAGUAAAGCUGGUGGAGUAGGCUUGAAUCUGAUUGGUGCAUCUCGUCUCGUACUUUACGAUAUAGAUUGGAAUCCAGCCAAUGAUCUUCAGGCGAUGGCUCGAGUAUGGAGAGAUGGACAGAAAAAAAAAGUUCACAUUUACAGAUUGUUAACUACAGGGACAAUAGAAGAGAAAGUAUAUCAGAGACAGAUCAGUAAACAGGGACUGAGUGGGGCUGUUAUCGAUCUCAGAAAUAAAUCAGAUGUUCAGUUUUCUAGAGAAGAUUUAAAGGAUCUGUUUUCACUGAAUGAAUCAACUCUCUGUGAUACCCAUACUCUGUUAAACUGUUCUUGUGCUGGAAAUGGUGAAGACAUUAAAUCACCAUCAAUAUGUAAAACUCUAGUAUCCAGAUCUUGUCAACUAGGACAACCUCAACUAUCUGUUAAGGUAGGGAAGAAUUUAUCGAUGGAUGAGCUACAUGAUUGGAAACAUUUAGUUGGUUCACACCGGGACCUGAAUCCCGACUGGUAUCUUCAAGGAUUAGAGAAUUAUUUAUCUUAUAUCUUUUAUAAUGAAACUAAAAAUACAGAGAUAUUAUGA
This is a messenger RNA of Lottia gigantea (owl limpet), 1905 nucleotides long. RefSeq lists its product as hypothetical. Gene Ontology annotation, biological process: double-strand break repair via homologous recombination; reciprocal meiotic recombination. Gene Ontology annotation, molecular function: ATP-dependent chromatin remodeler activity; ATP binding; DNA translocase activity. Gene Ontology annotation, cellular component: nucleus. The transcript is spliced from 15 exons. Lineage: Eukaryota; Metazoa; Mollusca; Gastropoda; Lottiidae. The annotation marks the transcript as partial. The record is from RefSeq and is a predicted model, not a curated record.